UGUCACCGCUUAAAACCCUGGUAGUGUGGCACUAAAAUCUCGUCUCUCUUCCUCUUUCGUUUCUGUAGCCGCCUUUCUUAUUCCUCUGAGUCUCUUCCAACCAUCAAUUCUCUUUUUAUUAUAAUUUUCAUUCUUAACUGAAAAUCGCAAGCAGCCCCUCAAUGGCGAAGAACAAAAGAGAACGAAACCAAAAUCCGCAACCUUUUCUAGCAGAUGACGAUUCCGUCGCCUCCACAAAGAAACGCUCCAAGGCUGCCAAACACCACCAAAAACAAGACAAAAUGAUUUCUUCUGGGAUGAGUUCGAAAAUCUUGAAAGAAGCUCUUCUUCAGCAGAGGGAAAUAGAUGAGGAAGACUCAGCAGGGAAUUUUAAUGGCGCAUUUGGUUCUGUUGAAGAAGAGCGGAAUAAGCAUGAAGAAGAAGAGGAUAUUGAUGAUUUUGGUGGAUUUUCUGAGACGCAAAGUCAGUUUGGCAACUAUGAAGAGGAGAUUGAUGAGGAAGAUGAGAAAUUGCUGGAAGCAUUCUUGUCGAAGAAUGCUGGUCCAAAAAGGACGCUUGCGGACCUUAUAAUUCAGAAGAUCAAGGAGAGUGAUGCAAAUGUUGCUUCAGAAACACGACCUUUGCCUAAGUUGGAUGACUCCCUCAUAGAUUUGUAUAAGGGAGUUGGAAAGUUUCUGAACAAAUACACAGCAGGGAAAAUGCCCAAGGUGUUUAAACACAUUCCGUCAAUGCAACUCUGGGAGGAUGUUCUGUACUUGACUGAACCUGAGAAUUGGUCUCCGAAUGCGAUGUUUCAAGCCACAAGAAUAUUUGCUUCCAAUUUGGGUGCUAAGAAGGCAGAGCGUUUUUAUAGGCUAGUCUUGCUUCCUCGUGUUAGAGAUGAUAUUAGGAAGAAUAAAUGUCUUCAUUUUGCACUUUAUCAGUCUUUGAAAAAGGCUUUAUACAAAGCUGCUGCAUUCAACAAGGGAAUAUUGCUUCCUUUGUGUAAGUCAGGGACAUGCAAUCUCAGGGAGGCUGUUAUUAUUGGGAGUGUUCUUAAAAAAGUCACCAUUCCUAGGCUUCAUUCAAGUGUUGCAUUAAUGAAGCUUGCGGAGAUGGAAUAUUGUGGUACAACAAGUUAUUUUAUAAAGCUUCUUUUGGAGAAGAAGUAUGCUCUGCCAUAUCGUGUUGUUGAUGCAGUUGUUUCUCAUUUUAUGAGAUUUCUUGAGGAUACAAGGAUAAUGCCUGUCAUAUGGCAUCAGUCGCUUUUGGCGUUUGUGCAAAGGUACAAAAAUGAACUGCGCAAGGAAGAUAAAGAUAACCUUAGAAUUCUAGUUGAGACACAAAAGCAUAAAUCGGUUACUCCUGAAAUUAUUAGGGAGCUAGAUAACAGCCGCAAUCGGGGUGAGAAGGAGGAUGACCCUAUGUUGAUGGCAUCUCCUGUUUCUGUGAUCAAUAAAGCAAUUGAGGAAGACAGGUUCGAUAUUCCAGAUGUACCUAUGGAGGAGGAUUGAUUGUUUAUGGCUGGUUAUCCAAUUGAUUGCUUGUUAGGUUCUCAAUGCAGGUUUUUCAUUUUUGCGAGGGUUAUUGGAGGAAGACUCUUUGAUUGGGCAGUGGGAAACCUGUUUAGCAUUUGAGAUGUGAAGGAUGCAGGGACUAAAGUAGAAGUUAUCAAGGAGUUUAUAUACCUUAUACGGUCCUGGAAGUAAAUUUACAGUUGGCUGACCUUGGUGUGAAUGGUUUGUUGGGGACAAUUGCAGGAUGAAUUUGUCUUUACCCAUUUUUACGUUUUUGUGGAAUUGAAGUAUAUAAUUAAUAGUUUGAUUUGGAUGGAAAACCAUUUGAUGAUUUGGUGAAAUGAGCGAGUAAGCUAUCUAUAUUAACAGGGUG
Molecule: messenger RNA, 1869 nt
Organism: Theobroma cacao (cacao)
Lineage: Eukaryota; Viridiplantae; Streptophyta; Magnoliopsida; Malvales; Malvaceae
Product: bystin-like protein
Biological process (GO): rRNA processing
Cellular component (GO): nucleolus; cytoplasm; preribosome, small subunit precursor
Molecular function (GO): snoRNA binding
Source: RefSeq, a predicted model, not a curated record